Molecule: messenger RNA, 1620 nt
Organism: Brenthis ino (lesser marbled fritillary)
Lineage: Eukaryota; Metazoa; Arthropoda; Insecta; Lepidoptera; Nymphalidae
Source: the annotation of a GenBank genome assembly
AUGCCGUUACCAUUUUGUCCUAAGGGCAUGUCGUUGAAGUCGAAGUUCUUUACUCUGAUUAUUGUGGUCAUAAUAUUCUACAUGAUCUCAUCGUUUACUUUGUUUCAACAUAAGAUAUCAAACAAAAAUGCGAUACGCAACAUAAAGCAAUUGAAGUUGGAUAAUGUUGUAGUACAUUUGGAUUUGAAAGGAUCUCCGCCUAAAUUGAGUUAUCUUAAGACAUUAUUACCAAAGCUACGGGAUCUCGGUGUUACUGGACUGUUGAUAGAGUACGAGGAUAUGUUUCCAUAUGAUGGUAAAUUGUUGAACUUAAGUGCAAGGAACUGCUAUAAAAAACCUGAGUUACAGGAAUUUCUGUCGCUAGCUGUACGAGUUGGCUUCGAUAUAAUUCCAUUGGUCCAAACAUUUGGACAUAUGGAAUACGCAUUGAAACUACCAGAAUUCCAGCAUUUGAGAGAGCUACCAGGGUAUCCUGACUCUCUCUGUCCAAGUAAACAUGAAAGUCGAAUGUUUGUCGAGGAGAUGUUAGAACAGAUUGUUAAGUUUCAUGGAAAAAUAACUCCAUUAAAAUAUUUACAUAUUGGCUGCGAUGAGGUAUUUCAUAUAAACAAAUGUAAGCACUGCUUAGAAAAAAAACUGAAAAACAUGGAUAUCUAUUUAAGUCAUGUUCGUGGGGUAACAGAUUAUAUAAAGGCUAUCAGUCCAGAAACAGAAAUUCUAGCUUGGGAUGACAUGUUUCGGGGUAUCCCAGUAAGCCUAUGGAAUACAACUCAUCAUCCUGAUAUUGAUCUCGUAUACUGGGAUUACACCCCUGGCAUAACAACUGUUUCUCACGUAAACCUAAUGAAGUAUCAUAAAACGAUUAAAAAUAUUUGGAUAGCUUCAGCCUUUAAAGGUGCAGAUGGCCGGACAGCUACAUACCCGGAUCUAAGAAACAGGUUUUCAAAUCACUUCAGUUGGACGAACCUUAUCCUGGACUAUACAUUUGGUGGGGAAAGUGAAAUUUAUAACUUUAAAGGCAUAAUCCUCACAGGCUGGUCUCGAUAUAGCCACAUGGAUCCCCCUUGCGAACUUUUACCUGUUGCUAUACCAAGUUUAUAUUUAAAUUUGCUCUUAAUAAAACAGUUUAAAAAAGGAGUGGAAAGUAAUAAACGACUUGAUUUAAAUACAUUUUUUGUUAUAUAUAUGAAGAAGGACUUAGCUGAAAACUUACAUUGUGGUGAAACUAACGACAUUGAUUAUUUCGAUACUUAUCACUGUUAUUUUGAUGGAAAUGAACUUAAUCAACUUCUAAAGCAUUGGGAUACCAUUGAAACCAAUAUUUUAUAUACAAUAAAUAAAGUUGAGAGUAGUUUGUCCACCAUUGAUUAUUAUUCAAAAACAAAAAAUAUAAAUAUGAACAUGUUACUUGACAGCUUGAACUGGUAUAAGGAAUCCAUGAAAGAAAUUAUGAAUAUGAAGAAAAGAAUGAUAAAAUUCUUCUCCCGUUAUUAUGAUGACUAUUUCGUAGAAGAGUAUACUAAUUUAAAGUUACAUAAUACAAAGAAGAUAUUAGAUAAUAUAGCUAAGCAUUUAAAAAAUAUGUUAUCGGUACGAAACUGGGAUCGUAGACCGUAUAAG